Molecule: messenger RNA, 1315 nt
Organism: Salvia splendens (bonfire salvia)
Lineage: Eukaryota; Viridiplantae; Streptophyta; Magnoliopsida; Lamiales; Lamiaceae
Exons: 4
Coding region: 270-824 (184 amino acids)
Source: RefSeq, a predicted model, not a curated record
CUCCUCCCUCACGCCUGAAUCGCCACCGCCGAACUUCUCCAACCUCCAUUCAAGAAAUAUUUAAAAGCUUCACCCCCAUUGCGAAAAAUUGGUAUGAACUUUUCUCAGUAAAAAUUGGAACACUGUAGAUUCAAAUUUUGGAAAAAAUUCUGAAGAAAUCACUCUUUCUGCCCAACUUUUUUCUCUUCACAAUUUCCCGCCUAAAUGGCGACUUUGUAAUUUUCCCGACAAAUUGGGAUACAGACGAAGAUAAGAUAAUUGGUGGCGAGAUGAUGGGAAAGGAGAGCGAUGCAAGCUGUGAAACGGCUAUAGUGAAGGAAGAUGGACACGAAAUUGGUAAACCGGACAGAGAAGCAAGCUGUGAAACGGCUGCAGUGAAGGAAGAGGGAGAGGAAAAGCCAAAUUUGGAUGAAAUGGAGAGAGGAGAGGACUGGGACGGAGAGGAAGACGACGAUGAGUAUUACCUAUCAUCAGAGUCGGAAUUAGCGGAGGCGUUGGACUUUUUAGACGCGAGAGAAGAUGCAGAGGGCGGAAUACUUGAUGGAUCCUUCACGCCGCAGCACACGCGCCGCCCCAACGCUCACGGUGGGCUCCACUCUCGCCCGAACAACUCUUCUCUUCAGCCCAUAUCGAAUAAGUCGCAGAAAGUUGCCAAUCACAUCAGGGCUUCGCCUUUGGAGGAGUGGGAAGGAAGGUUUGAUGGUGGGAUGUCAAACUCUGUUACCACUGCAAUUCGCGGCAGUGUUCGCGAUAUGGCUAUUGGUAAAACAAGGACAACUGAGAAAGCGGAUCGGGCAACAGUCGAGGAGGUAUAUGGUGUUUGAUAGAGAAACGUUGAAUGUGCAGGUUUUUAGAUCUUUUACCUAGGCAAUUGACCCAAGAGCCAAGAACCCGUAUGGUUUUAUUCAAGAUGCUUAACAAGGGUAUCUUUAAUGACAUAAAUGGCUGCACUGCAUUUCAACUGGAAAAGAAGCCAAUGUAUAUCAUGCUACUAAAUCCGAUGGUCAGGAGCUUGGAUCGAACUUGUUACAUGUUCCGAUAGCAGUUUUCCCUCGGCAUAGGUUGUUUACGCAAAUUGAGAUAAGAUCAUAUGGGAGCAUUUUUGGGAGCUUUUCUUCUUCAUGCGAUCAGUUGUCAAUUUGUGAAUUAUGCAAAGUGAAAAUGGUUAAAAAAAAAAAGCUGAAAAACGAGACACACUCUUUCCUUCAGUAUAUGUUUGUGUAUCCUAGAAUAGGAUUGAACUUGCAGUGAGCUUUAUUUUAUUUCCUACUUUGUUCUUUUGUUCACUUAAUAUUUUUUAACAACAUUACAUAAA